Sturnus vulgaris (Common starling) is the source of this 1184-nucleotide messenger RNA. Its product is annotated as deoxycytidine kinase 2. Gene Ontology annotation, biological process: nucleobase-containing compound metabolic process. Gene Ontology annotation, molecular function: deoxynucleoside kinase activity; ATP binding. Gene Ontology annotation, cellular component: mitochondrion; cytoplasm. NCBI's taxonomy places the organism in Eukaryota, Metazoa, Chordata, Aves, Passeriformes, Sturnidae. The record is from RefSeq and is a predicted model, not a curated record.
CCUCCGCCUCUUCCCGGGGAGGACUGGCGGGAAGCGACCAUCCCGCCCACCCGCCUGGCGGGACGCUUAAAGUGCGCUGGAGCAGCUGGGAACCCCUUGAGUUCCCGCUCGGCACCGCCAUGUCUACCCCUGCCAAGCGGCGCUGCCAGAGCCCCCCCGGCUCCCUCGAUUCCAGCUUCCAAAAGCGCCUCAGAAAGAUUUCCAUCGAGGGGAACAUCGCUGCGGGGAAGUCAACGUUUGUCAGGCUGCUGGAGAAACACAGCGAUGAGUGGGAGAUCAUCCCCGAGCCCAUCGCUAAAUGGUGCAACAUCCAGACAGCCGAGGAUGAGUAUAAGGAACUUUCAACAUCUCAGAAGAGUGGAGGAAACUUGCUUCAGAUGCUGUAUGACAAACCCACAAGAUGGGCUUACACAUUUCAGACUUAUGCUUGUUUGAGCCGAGUAAAAGCACAAUUAAAACCUGUCUCAGCCAAGCUACAUGAAGCAGAACAUCCAGUACAAUUUUUCGAAAGAUCUGUGUACAGUGACAGAUACGUGUUUGCUUCUAACUUGUUCGAGUCUGGAAGCAUUAAUGAAACAGAGUGGUCAAUUUAUCAGGACUGGCAUACAUGGCUUUUGAAUCAGUUUCAAUCAGAUAUAGAACUGGACGGCAUGAUCUAUCUCAGAACCACACCUCAGAAAUGCAUGGAAAGGCUACAGAUGAGGGGAAGAGAAGAGGAGCAAGGAAUUGAGCUUGAGUAUUUGGAAAAUCUCCACUAUAAACACGAAACCUGGCUUCAUGAAAGGACUAUGAGACUUGAUUUUGAGUACAUUAAGGAAAUUCCUAUUCUAGUUUUGGAUGUUAAUGAAGAUUUUAAGAAGGAUAAAAUUAAACAGGAGUACCUGGUUGAUAAAGUCAAGUCUUUCCUGACUGCUUUGGAAGAUGAAAAUUAAUUCGAGUAAGGCCCUGAAGUUCACCUAAUAAUCCGUGUUCAAAAAUUUACUUUACAAAUGUAUUACCUAUAUAGCUAAUUUUAAAGCAAGCCAAAAGUUGUAAAAACAUUGUUUGGGGUUUAUUUUUUUUCCUUGUCUGUGCUGUGUGGGUUUUGAUAGACCUUUCUGUACAGCUAGGAAGAACAAAUAUGGUGUGUGCUUUGAUGAUUUUUUUCCCUAUAUAUUCUCUGUUUAAUAAAGAUUUAAAAGUCA